Penicillium concentricum is the source of this 1284-nucleotide messenger RNA. Its product is annotated as putative oxalate/formate antiporter. Gene Ontology annotation, molecular function: transmembrane transporter activity. Gene Ontology annotation, biological process: transmembrane transport. NCBI's taxonomy places the organism in Eukaryota, Fungi, Ascomycota, Eurotiomycetes, Eurotiales, Aspergillaceae. Gene Ontology annotation, cellular component: fungal-type vacuole membrane. The coding region runs from base 1 to 1284 and encodes 427 amino acids. The transcript is spliced from 3 exons. The record is from RefSeq and is a predicted model, not a curated record.
AUGCAGCAGGGAAUCGACUCUAAAGGGUGUGAUUCGCCUCAAAUUGCAUCGGUUGAGUCGGACCAUGACCAAUAUCCCGAAGGUGGGUCGAAGGCAUGGUCUGUGGUUCUUGGGGCUUGGUGUGCCAUGAUUCCCUCUAUGGGACUUUUAAACAGCCUGGGAGCUCUGCAACCUUGGACAAGUACCCACCAGCUCAAGGAUUAUUCCGAGUCAAGUAUUGGUUGGAUCUAUGGAACCUACACAUUUUUCCUUUUCUUAGGGGGUGCACAAUUUGGUGCAGUCCUUGAUUCUCACGGACCUCUAUAUGUAGUGCUCCCGGGCUCUAUUGGAAUAGUACUUUCCUUGAUUUUUCUGAGCUUCAGUCAGGAGUAUUAUCAGAUAUUUUUAUCAUUCAGCGUCCUCGGAGGGAUAUCAGCUAGCACACUUUUCACACCUCCCUUGGCUGCUGUUGGCCAUUGGUUCAAUGUUCGACGUGGCUGGGCAACUGGAGUGGCCUGCACAGCGGGUGGCGUUGGGGGUUGCAUAUUUCCCUUGAUAAUUCUUUUUGUAGCUCCUCGCAUCGGAUUUGCGUGGGCAAUCCGAAUUAUAGCUCUCGUAUGUGCAUUGCUGUGCUCAAUUGCAUGCCUCACGCUCCGAACCAGACUUCCUCCCAAGAAAGCCGUUGCAUCCCUCGACUUCAAGGCCCUCAAAGAUAUCAAAUACGGAUCUGCGACGCUGGCUGUCUUCUUUGCUGAAUUUGCCGCUUUCAUUCCAAUCACAUACAUCACCUCCUACACACUUCAUUCUGGCUUCGAUGAACAGUUGUCAUAUGCGAUUCUUGUCUUUCUUAAUCUUGGUGCUGUGUUUGGACGCUUCCUACCAGGACUGGUGGCAGACCGGAUGGGUCGGUUCAACGUUAUGAUCGUGAAUUGCUUAAUGUGUUCACUCUUUACUCUCAUUCUUUGGCUUUGCGGGGAUCUAGUCGAGCCUAAAAGCUUGGGAAUUGUCAUUGGGUACGCUGUGCUGUUCGGCUUCUGGAGUGGCUCAGCUAUCAGUAUUGCACCUGUUUGCAUUUCUCAGGUCUGUGAAAUCCAAGAUUAUGGAAAGAGAGUUGGAACUACAUGGACGCUGGUCUCCUUUGGCACCCUCAUCGCACUCCCUAUUGCAGGCGCUAUUCAGCAGCACAACAAUGGGGAGUACUAUGGGUUGAUUAUUUUUGGAGGUGUUCUCUAUAUUACAUCCACCAUUGCCUUCGUCGUAUCUCGUGGCAUUUGUAAAGGAUGGGCUUGGGGGACCAAGUUUUAG